AUUGUGCAUUUUGCGAUGUAAACAAAUAUUCCAUCAAGAGCCGUGGCCGGCAAACACGUUCUAAGGACAUUUUAUCUUUUAAGUAUUUCUUCCAAUUUUAGCACUAAAAUACCGGUGAUUUUUAAGUAUUUCAAGUGUUUCGCCGACACUGCAGCCAAACAAUGGACGAAUUGAAAACAAUGAUUCGAGCAUUAGCCAUAUCCAACGCCGCUAACGGCAUUACUGUUGCACAAUUGAGCAAGGAUUUUAAAAAUCUCGAGGGGUGUGCUAUCCCCUACAGCAGUUUGGGCUUCCAAUCGCUUGAUGGAAUGCUGAGGAGCAUGACUGAUGCUAUCCGAGUGAGCGGAUAUGGACCAACGGCUGUAGUACAACCACUGAGCAAUGAAAAAUCUCAACACGUACGCGAAAUGGUUAAAAUGAGCAAACCGGUUAAGAAAAAGCCUUCACUACAUAAUCGUACACCUUAUGCUAAUUUUGAUAACAACUUUUAUUAUGAUCGCUAUUCAUCCCAUAUUGAUGAUUCGUUCGAAAACGGCUACAAUGACGAAACAGCUAAUUCGAACGCUUUUUAUACCAAGGAAACAAACAACAAUACGCUUCCGCAACAUUUGCACAAUGACAAGCGGGUUAUCCGGAAUGAUAUCGAUAAAGAAAAACUUCCGAAAUCUACCGAAAUUCCGGCACAUAAAAGUGUGGAAAUAUCCCCUGACACCAAAAAUCAACGCGAGAAGACACCUGAUGAAACUACAAACCCUUUGGCCGAGGAAUACAAACAGACUAAUCGCGCGAUAUCCACGGCAAUCAUUGAACAGCAUGUUAAGAAGAUGAAUGGGAGUUUGCCGUUGAGUAAUGUUACCGUACCUGUAGAAGCAAUGACGAUAAAGGAAAAAAUUAUGGAAGAAGCACUUACCACACACAUGAAACCAAAAGAGUCCAUCCAAGUGGUGGUUACGUCGGUCCUCAAUCCGAGGCACAUAUUUGUACAUUUGUUCAAACACACAGAAAAGCUACUGCGACUAGCGCCAUACAUUGAUAAUCUGUACAGUGCAAAGAUGACCGAAUACCAUUGGCUUAUACCGGAAGGGAUGGUAGAGGUUGGAUUAUACUGUGCUGCCAAAUACCAUGGCCGAUGGUAUCGAGCGCAGGUGAUGGGUCCCGUAAACUAUCAACGUGCCCUGCUGAUGUACAUCGAUUACGGCUAUCUGAGAUAUGUGCCUUUACAGGAAGUAAGAUUUUUGACAAGAGAAUUAGCGGCCAUCCCUCGCCAAGCCAUACGUGUAGGGUUAAAAUAUUUAAAACCAUCGAAUGGUACUUGGAGCAAGGAAUGCUGUGAACAGCUUGCCCAUAUGGUACAUCGCAAAACGUUUCAAAUGCAUGAUAUCGAUAUGGAUGUAAAGGAAAAUAUGUUGAAUGUUGUUCUUACCGAUUCCGCAACUAGUUCUGUUGGCUCACAUGUGCACGAUACUGACGAAGGUAACGUGAACAGGCAACUGGCAUUGAGAGAUGAUAUUGCAUGGUCAACAGAUUGAUUAAACACUAUGGACAACCACCACGCGCUCCAACAGGAAGACAUUUAUUGUGCCUCAAUAAGCAAUUCAAACAUGAACGAAUUUUAAUUGUUGAAUUUGUGUUAAGCAAACAAAAGUUUAUAAAUCAGUUAGCAGUAUGUUUCUAUUACAAAACAUAAGAAAAUAAAACAAAACAACCGACUUGUAUGACAUAGUUUUACUAGUCCACACCGCAA
Messenger RNA from Anopheles funestus (African malaria mosquito), 1744 nucleotides. RefSeq lists its product as uncharacterized. Bases 162 to 1529 code for a protein of 455 amino acids. The record is from RefSeq and is a predicted model, not a curated record. NCBI's taxonomy places the organism in Eukaryota, Metazoa, Arthropoda, Insecta, Diptera, Culicidae. The transcript is spliced from 4 exons.